This is a messenger RNA of Arachis duranensis, 2034 nucleotides long. RefSeq names its product RNA demethylase ALKBH9B. The transcript has 6 exons. Gene Ontology annotation, molecular function: mRNA binding; demethylase activity. Gene Ontology annotation, biological process: mRNA catabolic process. Lineage: Eukaryota; Viridiplantae; Streptophyta; Magnoliopsida; Fabales; Fabaceae. The coding region runs from base 132 to 1637 and encodes 501 amino acids. The record is from RefSeq and is a predicted model, not a curated record.
UUGUAAACGCAGCAAAAAGGGGCAUAGCAUCUUUUCAGUUCUGCUCUCAACUCUUCUUCUUCUUCUUCUUCUCUAUCUUUCUUCUCUCGCUUCUGGUUCUACCAUCCGAGUCGACUCACUGAGUCUUCGCCAUGGACGAACAACAACAACGGCAACGACCUCAUCAAUCUCACGCAUCCAAAGACCCUUUCCUUCUCAAUUACCAACCUUCGGAGCUUCGAAUUGCUUCUGAGUUCUUCACGAAUUGGCUCCCUUUCCUCUCCAAAGAUCUCUGCAACCACUGCACCCAAUCGCUCUCCGAUCGAAUCCGCUCCAUCGACCCAGAACUCUCCCAUUGUGGUGGUCAAAAGGAAGUUUCCAAUGGUUCAGAGGUUUGCAAUGGCCAAUCCAAUGAGAACAGCGACAAUCAUGAUGAUAAUUGUGACACUCACUCAAUUGGGAGUUGGAAAGAUGGUGCUGAGGCUAAUUCACCAAUUGAGACGCCGAGUCCGCGCAUGUCAUGGGCUGAUAUGGCUCAAGAAGAUGAGUUUGGUGAAGAAGAGCAUGAAACCAUCAAUGGCAGUACAGCUGUGCCAGCUUCUAAUUCAAACCUUGAAGAAGUGGCUAAAGCUACCCCGGAGAAGCCUACUUUGCCUAGGGAGCAAAGAGAAUACAUUAGGUUCAUGAAUGUGAGGCGUAAGAAGGAUUUCAUGUGCUUUGAGAGAGUUAAUGGAAAGCUUGUUAACAUCCUUGAAGGGCUCGAACUCCACACGGGUAUUUUUAGUGCUGCUGAACAGAAAAGGAUAGUCAAUUAUGUUGCUUCCCUGCAGGAGAUGGGAAGGAAAGGGGAACUGAAAGAUCGGACAUUUUCGGCUCCUCAAAAGUGGAUGAGGGGGAAGGGGCGUCAAACUAUCCAAUUUGGAUGCUGUUACAACUAUGCAGUGGAUAGAGAUGGUAACCCACCUGGUAUUCUUCAAAGUGAAAUGGUAGAUCCUAUACCUGAUCUUUUUAAGGUCAUCAUUCGAAGGCUGAUCAAGUGGCAUGUACUCCCUCCGACUUGUGUGCCAGACAGCUGCAUCGUAAAUAUCUAUGAAGAAGGGGAUUGUAUACCUCCGCACAUAGAUAAUCAUGAUUUUGUUCGGCCAUUCUGCACGGUUUCUUUUCUCAGUGAGUGCAACAUACUCUUUGGAUCAAACCUGAAGGUUAUAGGCCCUGGUGAAUUUGAUGGCUCACUUGCUAUUCCCCUGCCCGUUGGGUCUGUACUUGUCCUAAAUGGAAAUGGAGCUGAUGUAGCUAAGCACUGUGUUCCUGCAGUUCCUACUAAAAGGAUUUCAAUCACAUUUAGAAGAAUGGAUCCUGCGAAGCGGCCUAUGGGGCAUGUUCCAGAACCUGAUCUUCAGGGUAUCCAGCCAUUGGCCUAUGAUAAUGACAGGGAAAAGAAAUCAACCGGAUUGAGAUCCAAUCGUAAUCCUAGAAGAAAUAGAGACAGGAGAGGUGGCAGAAACGAAGGAAUGGGAUCUGCGACUAGAGGCGAUAGAUAUUCAGAGCCCCGUGAGUCGAAUCAUAGUUCACAAAGAUCAUAUUCAGAGCCCCGCGAUUCAAAUCAUAGUUCACAAAGAUCUUCAAAUCGGUGGAGUAGGGGAAGGCCUAGCAGUUGAAAGAAACCGGUAUCAUCAUGAUCCAAGGUUCAUGUAUCCAAGAAACCUUCACACAUCUGCAAUUUUUCAAUUUUAUUCGGGUUCCAGCUUAUUAUUGAGUGACUUUGAAAUCAAGAAGGAUUGUGAUUUAGUGAAAGUAGUGCUUUGAGUCCUUUAGCAUGAUGCAUUAUACGGUACUGAUUGUUUAUAGGUAAACAUUUAGUUAAUAAUGGGAUUUGGUGAUUUGAGAUUUUAAAGUUGGAUCAGUUUAAAAGAUGAGUUAAGUAAUGUUUUCAAGUUCAUCAAUUGAUUGUAUUUUUUUUCUUUAUCCCUUUGAUGUCAGAGGUUCCAGUUCCACAUCAUUUGUAAUUUUACUUGAAGAAACUUAGGUGAAUGUUCACCUCACUGAUUAUUUUAG